AUGGGACAAAAGGCUGUUGCCGUCAACCGUGACCCUUUAACAGCUACAACAUUUUUCGCGUCCCUUAUGGCGGCGCUUUCCACAUGGUUUGCAGGAGGCUACAUUGCUGCUCAGGUGAAUGUCCCCCAGGAUCUAAUCAUCAACUGGAUUCGCCAAAUUGAGUGCGCUCGCAUAACGGACCAUUUUGCCACGGUCGGGGUCACUAGCAUGAAUGAUACGCAAACAAACGCUAUUCUUUGGUGCUUUGCUAAUGCUGAAAACGAGACGUCCCUGCAUCUGCGAGAAAACGGUAAACUCGGUGCCAUAUGGAGUAUGGUCGGAUGUGGGGUCAUGUUGGGCGUGUCCGUGGGAGCAUUGGUCACCAAUUAUCUAGUGGAAGGGCUAGGAUUCCGCAGGACACUUCUGUUGUGCAACCUGCUGGAAAUGGUGGGGAGUCUCACAGCUGGAUUCAGUGUUGCUGCUAGAUCACACGAGUUAUUCAUUGCAGGACGACUUAUUUUCGGUCUGGGAAACGGUUUCGGAUGCUCAGCCUGUGGCGUAUACGUAUCUGAAAUAAGUCCUGAUAAACAUCGCGGAGCUUUGAACGUCGUUGUUACAGCAUCAUUCAGUAUUGGGGUACUAAUUGCGGACAUUGUCGGAUUGCCGCAGAUACUCGGAACUUCGGCCAACUGGCAGCAUAUGUCAUGGAUACUCCUUUUACCAAGCAUCCUUUUCGUUGUAUCAUAUUAUUUCUUGCCGGAGAGUCCGCGCUGGCUCUGCAGGAAAAUGCAACAUACCGGGAAAACCGAAAGCACUCUGCAACGUCUUCGUGGACGGCAGAACGUGGAAGCCGACAUUCGCCUUAUCGAAAGUGAAUUAGAAGAAGCCCGAAAACUAACCAUCUACAAAAUAUCCAUGUUGGACCUAUUUCGUGACGGGUUUUUACGGAAAACUACGGCCAUAUGUUUACUGGCCAUUGCCGCCCAGCGGUUUACCGGCUACUUAGCGGUUUAUGUCUACUCAACGGAGAUGUUUCGACAGUGUGGAAUAACCAAAGCGCUAGCAUCCUACGGAACAAUUAUCCUCACGGCGCUAUCAGCCGUGAUUGCCCUUCUCGGUUCGCGGCUGUUGGACAUUGUUGGAAGACGGAUUAUGCUCCUCGGCGGCCUGUUUGGUUGUUCGCUGUGUACGGCGGCCAUGGUGGCGUUCGCGGCACUGACGAAAUACGAAGUAUGUUUCACCUGCCAGUAUGGCAAUUUGGUGGCCAUGAUACUUUUCAUGGUGUUCUUUGCGCUGGGACCGGCAAGUGUGCCGUUCCUGCUACCGGCUGAAAUGUUCGGCAUGACCUCGAGACAGUCGGCAUCGGCCUUAACGUACAUCGUAUGUCUAUCUAUAUCGACGAUUAUUACAGCGGUUUUCCCCAUAAUGCAAGCUCAUUUAAUGGAAUGGACGUUUACGAUCUUUACCGGAGUUACCGCAACUUUGACCAUAUUCCUGUCGAAGAUGCUAAUAGAAACAAAAGGCAAAUCGUUCCUAGAAAUACAAAAGGCCCUGGAGGAUCGAUUUUGUGUCAAAAGGAAAGGAUCGCGGGAACCGAUAUUUUUUCAGUGCACUGUUCCUGAGCGAAAUUCAUUUUCAGAGAAAUAA
Molecule: messenger RNA, 1626 nt
Organism: Paramacrobiotus metropolitanus
Lineage: Eukaryota; Metazoa; Tardigrada; Eutardigrada; Parachela; Macrobiotidae
Product: solute carrier family 2, facilitated glucose transporter member 2-like
Exons: 2
Coding region: 1-1626 (541 amino acids)
Biological process (GO): monosaccharide transmembrane transport
Cellular component (GO): membrane
Molecular function (GO): hexose transmembrane transporter activity
Source: RefSeq, a predicted model, not a curated record